CAGGCGCCCUAGGUCGCGAGGCGGCCCAGGAUCCGCCCGGUCCGUCCGCCUGCUGAGGUGCCAUGGAGCCGCCGCCGCUGUCGCCGCCGCUCUGCACGCUGCCGGCCGGCCCCGGACCCCCGCGCUUCGUGUGUUACUGCGCGGGGGAGGGUAGUGGGACGUGGGAACGCGACGGCUUCAACCUCUAUGUGACGGACGCCGCGGAGCUUUGGAGCACCUGCUUCACGCCGGACAGCCUGGCGGCCCUCGAAGCCCGUUUUGGCCUGAGUGCGGCUGAAGACAUCACCCCCCGCUUCAGGGCAGCCUGCCAGCAGCAAGCUGUGACUCUCACCCUGCAGGAGGACAGAGCAUCCCUGACCGUUUCAGGGGGGCCCUCUGCGCUGGAAUUUGACCUCUCCAAGGUGCCGGGCCCAGAGGCAGCCUCCAGGUUGCAGGCACUGACACUGGGCCUGGCAGAGCGCGUGUGCAGCUUGGAGCGGCGGCUGGCAGCUGCUGCAGAGGAGACGGCCACCAGCCCCAGGAAGAGCUCCCGGCAGGUGGACCCUCCGCUCUACUUACGAGACCCGGAUCCUCAGAGAGGUGGCCCUGGACCUGGGGUCAAGAGGCGGUGUCCGGGAGAGUCUCUCAUCAACCCCGGCUUCAAGAGAAACCAGCUGGUGGUGUAGACUUCGACGACCCCUGAGGGUGCAGCAAAAAGCGUGACCUUCGGGAGGCUGCUUGCCGUGGGGCUGGGCAGCCCCUGGGAUCCUCCCACUGGCACCUGCCCAUCCCGCUGCCAGGCAGGAACAAGCCUGCUCCCCCAGCCCCUUCCCCAUCAAAUAAACAUUUGGUGGAGGUCACAGA
Kogia breviceps (pygmy sperm whale) is the source of this 843-nucleotide messenger RNA. It is a transcript of the gene PAXX, whose product is annotated as PAXX non-homologous end joining factor. NCBI's taxonomy places the organism in Eukaryota, Metazoa, Chordata, Mammalia, Artiodactyla, Physeteridae. Gene Ontology annotation, molecular function: molecular adaptor activity. Gene Ontology annotation, cellular component: nucleus; nonhomologous end joining complex; site of double-strand break. Gene Ontology annotation, biological process: double-strand break repair via nonhomologous end joining. The record is from RefSeq and is a predicted model, not a curated record.